Messenger RNA from Polistes canadensis, 2363 nucleotides. Its product is annotated as upstream stimulatory factor 2-like. The record is from RefSeq and is a predicted model, not a curated record. Gene Ontology annotation, molecular function: RNA polymerase II cis-regulatory region sequence-specific DNA binding; DNA-binding transcription factor activity, RNA polymerase II-specific; protein dimerization activity. Bases 236 to 1075 code for a protein of 279 amino acids. Gene Ontology annotation, biological process: regulation of transcription by RNA polymerase II. The transcript is spliced from 5 exons. Lineage: Eukaryota; Metazoa; Arthropoda; Insecta; Hymenoptera; Vespidae.
UUGAUCAACUACUGCGUAGAUAAGUUGUUCAUUUUUGGGUUACAAUAGCAAUAGAUGGUGCCUACGUCGAGAAUCGCCAUCUUGUGCACCACAUGACCUCGUUGCCGCGUCCCGUGACCAGCUCACGUGAAUUUUGGCAAAUUCAAACAUUUUUGGUGGAUAAUAUGGACAUUUUGGAUCAACACCUUCAACAGCAGGAUGUCAGGUAGCGUUUAUAUUAACUAUCGGCUGGUUAAUGAUGAAAACACAUAUUCCUCCUGUUCCGCCUGAGGUUUCGUCAAGGUCACCAGAUAGUGCACGGUGCGCACUUACAGCCGUAGGACGACAGGAGUCGUGGAACACGGUUGGAUCAAAGGAAGAACCUGGAACAGGAAUUGUUAUUGAAGAAGCAGAGAUUGUUGAUUGUGAAGAGGCAGUCGGUGAUAAUGGAAUGCGAUAUCAAGAAGCGCUAGCAUAUAGAGUGGUUCAAGUCAAUGGUAAUUCAAGCAAUAAUGAAAUAGAACUGCCUGUAGGACAAGCAGGAAACAAUACCGUACAAGUUUUAACAUCUCCUUUAAAUGGACAGUUUUAUGUCAUUGGCAAUGCUAAUGAUGUUUUCACUACGGCUCAAACAUCUAGGUCUUUAGUUCCUAGGACUACUACUCUUCAAAUAGAAACACCACGAAAUUGUACUACCGGCUUAAAAAAGAGAGAUGAUAGAAGAAGAGCAACACAUAAUGAAGUUGAACGUCGGCGUAGAGAUAAAAUCAAUAAUUGGAUAGCAAGAUUAGGAAAAAUAAUACCCGAAUGUAAUGCGACCAGCAAUACUACUGGAAGUGGUAAUAGUGGAGAAGGAAAGGCAAACUAUGAAACCCAGAGCAAAGGAGGGAUUUUAGCAAAGGCUUGUGAGUAUAUAGGCGAAUUACGUGCAGCUAAUCAAGGAUUGGGUCAAUGUUUACGAGAUAAUGAGAAAUUAAGACAAGAAAUAACUGCUUUAAAGCAGCUUAUUUCGCAACUGAAGCGUGAAAACCUACAACUUCGAACACAGUUGUCUUCAUCGUCAGGGACAAGUGCUGAUGUUCAUUUAAGUUCGUAAUUUUGAAUAAGAGUCUCACAUGUAAAUAUUAGCUGUCGUAUAUGAAUUAGAAAUAUUUACUUAGUUAUUCUUUUUUUUGUUUCUUUCCUUUUUUUAUUGUUUGCUGUUUCCUAAACUUUAAAUCAACUUAUAGUAAAUUCUAUGAUUUCGAAGUUACAUCAACAUCUAAUUAACUAUAAAAAAUUAGUAUAUCCUAAUAAAUAAUUAUGAAUAACGUUAUACAUUAUAUAUAAUAUAUUAUGUAACGUUAUUAUGCAAAUCACGUUAAUAAGCAAAUAUCAUUUGAUAUGCUGUGGUUUUAAGUAUACUUUGUUAAUAUUGUUAUUUAAGCACUGCAACUAUAUAAGUUGUGCUAUAAUAAUUGUUAUUUUUCAACUAUCAUUUAAUUAGGAUUUUGAAAGUAAUAGGAAUGACCGAAAACUGAGAACAUGUGUAAAUGUUUGUGCGGAUGAGUGUGGUUACUCACGCUAUGAAAAUACGAUGCAAUAUUUUAAUAUAUAAAAAAAUGUCUUCUAAUCCAAAGACAAGAUUAAAACAUUUAAUUUCCACAUUCAAGUUUUACAUGUAAUAUAACAUUAAAUAUUCUUUCUUAAUUUAUAUUACAAGAGAAAAAAUUCAUUUUGAAAUGAAAAAUUAUUCUGAAAAAGAGAAUUUGAAUAGUGUUUCAUUUGAUAUUGUAUAUUUUAAAAUUUGCAACCAAAUCUACCACUGAGUCUAAUCUGUUACUACUAUGUUUCAUGUUUAUAAAUAUAUUGCUUAUUUCUACAUGUGUGUAAAUCAAUAAAUUGAUCCGGUAUUACAGUUAAUUAGUAUACUACGUAAAAGAAUUUUGUGCUAAAUUAUCUGUGGUUAUUAUUCAAAUGUUGGCAUUUGAUAUAGAUUCAUUAAAAAUAACAUUUUUAACUAAGGAAAUGAUAGACACUCACUUUUUGACUAUCGUACAGAUGCAGUUUCAAUUAUGAAUAUUUGUUGACAUGCGAAUAUGCAGUUAAAUACUUGUGAAUAUUGUGUGUUGGAUAUAUUUUAUUUUUAAUAAAUCUUUUAUAUUAACUCGCGCGAGGUCUGUAAAGUAUAGAUAUACAAUAAAGUAGAAUGGAAUGUAAAACGUAUUAAUUAUACUUUUACGUUCGUGUAAACAACAAUGUGAUAUAUGCACAUACUUAGUAAAUAACACGUCUAAAUUUUAAUUACGCAGAAAAUAAUUGUAAUAUAUCGUUAAUGUAUAUAGUAUUACAUUGUUAUGUAAUUAUUAUUGACGUCGUCGCAUCAUUAAAAUAAUCAGAUUAAA